AGAACUAUCUGCACUGUGCUGUAUGGGAAGAACAGAAGUUUAUCAGGACAGUUGUGGACGAGUCGUGUCCUUCUGCUGCAACAAUGUCUCCCAGAAAACUCCUCGCUCUGGGGCUCCUGUGUAUAUUUUAUGUGCACACCAGCCAAGCAGUGAAAGUUGAAGAAAACAUAUUGACUCAGUCAAACUUCUUCCAGACUCUGGAGCCAACAGGGGAAUACAUGUUUCAGUUUGAUGGCGAUGAGAUAUUCCACGUUGACUUGCAACUUAAAGAAACAAAAUGGAGGCUGCCGCAGUUUGGAGAGGUGGCCAGUUUUGAGACAGCUGGAGCUCUGCAGAAUAUCGGUGUUUUGAAAUAUAAUCUUAACAUUUAUGAGAAAAGGUCAAACUACACAAAAGCAAAAAGCGUGGCUAGAGACGACAUACAUAUAUAUACGGAGAAGCCGCUGGUUCUGGGUGAGCCUGUCACCUUGGUCUGCCUCGCCACCCAGUUCUUCCCCCCUGUCAUUAAGAUGAGCUGGCUGAAGAAUAACGAGCCGGUGACAGUCGGUGUGACAGAUACUGUCUAUUAUCCUGCACCAGAUUGGUCCUUCAGCAAAUUCCUCUACUUAGCUACCGUUCCUCAAAAGGGCGAUGUGUACACCUGUUCUGUGGAGCACGACGGACUCUCUGUCAACCCCACCAACAAGUUCUGGUGUAAGUGACAAGGAUUACUAUAUUUCCAUCAGAUCUGGUACAUUUACAAAAGG
This is a messenger RNA of Bufo bufo (common toad), 746 nucleotides long. RefSeq names its product HLA class II histocompatibility antigen, DR alpha chain-like. NCBI's taxonomy places the organism in Eukaryota, Metazoa, Chordata, Amphibia, Anura, Bufonidae. Gene Ontology annotation, molecular function: MHC class II protein complex binding. The transcript is spliced from 3 exons. Gene Ontology annotation, biological process: antigen processing and presentation of exogenous peptide antigen via MHC class II; peptide antigen assembly with MHC class II protein complex; positive regulation of T cell activation. Bases 84 to 701 code for a protein of 205 amino acids. Gene Ontology annotation, cellular component: membrane; MHC class II protein complex. The record is from RefSeq and is a predicted model, not a curated record.